AUGCUGUACGCUGCUCUGCGGCUAGAUCGAGCCUGGCGACUAGUCAGCUACCUAUAUUACGCCAAGUACAGUGUUCCCGGUGAUGGCACGUAUUUCUGCUAUGUCGACUUGAAUAUACCAGAUUUGCUAGCGAAUACGCGUGGUGCUUGGACGAGGAGGAUGAGGAGAAUUGCACCUUUAUAUUACCUGGGAUGCAACACAAACUUGGUGAGUGGUGGGGGAGAGUCAAGGGGCGGGGGCAGGAGACGUCUGGAUAUGUACACCGCAUCACCGAUCAGAUAUAUAUUCACAAAGGAAGAUUCGGAGGUGCUAGGAGUACGGUGGAAGAAAACCCCUUGCCAGCCAGGCGAGCUGAGAAUCACCCUGCCGUCUAUCCCUCAUGGCGCCACUGGGCCUACGACAAAGUUGCGCCGCGCCAUGCUUCCUUGGUUUGUGGGGGUGCAGGACGAUGAGAGCUCGCUGGAGGUGGUGGAGGGCGGCACAUGGGAGGAAUUGGCUACGGCGCAUCGAGACUUUGUCGCCCCCAAGGCUACACCUAUGGCGCAUUCUUGGGCGAAUCUGGUGCAAAACUCUUUUCAGUAG
Messenger RNA from Venustampulla echinocandica, 582 nucleotides. RefSeq lists its product as uncharacterized. Bases 1 to 582 code for a protein of 193 amino acids. The transcript has a single exon. NCBI's taxonomy places the organism in Eukaryota, Fungi, Ascomycota, Leotiomycetes, Helotiales, Pleuroascaceae. The record is from RefSeq and is a predicted model, not a curated record.